Molecule: messenger RNA, 729 nt
Organism: Penicillium lagena
Lineage: Eukaryota; Fungi; Ascomycota; Eurotiomycetes; Eurotiales; Aspergillaceae
Product: EGFR-like transmembrane domain-containing protein
Exons: 1
Coding region: 1-729 (242 amino acids)
Source: RefSeq, a predicted model, not a curated record
AUGAACAACCCGGCGGGAAAUACGUUUGACUGGGAUCCGCAGAGCGGCCACUGGUGCAUAUUCAUGUAUGGCGUUAAGGGCUGCUCCCUCAACAACACCGCAGACGCCGUCGGGUAUACGUGCAAAACCUGGGGGUGGCCCAACCAUAGCUCGACCAAACAGAUCUACUCGUACCAGGUGCUUAACGAUACCCUUGGAUAUGUCUCUUCGUCCAUUGCUGCGGCACAGGCAACUUCGACGGACUCAUCAACUGCGAGUUCGACGAACACGGCUACCAGCACGGGCGUACAUGACCAGCCAUCAGCGACAGCCACUCCGACGUCUAGCAGUGAUAGUGAGACGGGCUCAUCUGCACCAAUCAAUCAGAAGCAAAACGACAGUUCGUCUCUCUCCGGCGGCGCGAUUGCAGGAAUCGUGGUGGGCGUGCUCGCAGCGGUGAUCAUCGCGGGCGUCCUUUUCUUUUUCCUCUACUGGCGCCGGCGCAAAUAUACCAAAUCCCCCCAGACAGAAAAAGAUCUCGGGGCAUAUGCAUCGCCAUCAUCGCCAGCACCGAUGUCUGCGACGACUGACAACAAGACUGAGCUCCAGGGUUCCAGUGAGAAGGCGCUUCUCGAGAAGGAUGGGUUGGAGCCGGGUCAGAAGCUGGGCGAGCUACAGGGGAGUCGGAAUCAUGUAAUAGAGAUGGAGCAGGGGACUGUACGGGCUGAGUUGGAUGGGUCUCCGCGGUAA